GCAUCCUCACCGGGCCGGUCCCCGCCCUGCGCCGCGCUCGGCCCCGCCAUGGUGUCCUGGAUCAUCUCUCGUCUGGUGGUGCUCAUCUUUGGCACCCUGUACCCAGCCUAUUCUUCCUACAAGGCCGUGAAGACCAAAAAUGUGAAGGAAUAUGUGAAAUGGAUGAUGUACUGGAUCGUCUUUGCCUUCUUCACCACGGCCGAGACACUCACAGACAUCGUGCUCUCCUGGUUCCCCUUCUACUUUGAGCUCAAGAUCGCCUUCGUGAUUUGGUUGUUGUCCCCUUACACCAAGGGCUCCAGCGUGCUCUACCGAAAGUUCGUGCACCCAACGUUGUCCAACAAGGAGAAGUACAUCACACAGGCCCGAGACAAGAGCUAUGAGACCAUGAUGAGGGUGGGCAAGAGGGGCCUGAACCUGGCCGCCAAUGCUGCCAUCACGGCUGCUGCCAAGGGCCAGGGGGUGCUGUCAGAGAAGCUCCGGAGCUUCAGCAUGCAGGACCUGACGCUGAUCCGAGAUGAGGAUGCGUUGCCCCUGCAGGGGCCCGACAGUCGCCUCCGACCCAGCCCUGGUGGCCUCCUGGACACCAUUGAGGACUUAGGAGAUGACCCUGCCCUGAGUUUAAGGUCUAGCGCAAACCAGGCCGAUCCCCGGACAGAGGCCUCAGAGGAUGACGUGGGAGACAAGGCCCCCAAGAGGGUCAAAUCCAUCAAAAAAGUACCAAAAGCUGAGCCCUUGGCUUCCAAGACGUUGAAGACCCGGCCAAAGAAGAAGAGCUCCAGCGGGGGCGACUCAGUGUGAUGUUCGCGCCCCAGGCUGCAGUGUGCGGAGUGAGGAGGAAGCCCGGGUCGGGCACAGCCCCAGCCCCUGCUCCACACUGUGCCACUAGCCCUGAGCCCCCUCAGGUGGCCACUCCUCUGGAGGGGGCCUGGAAAGGAGGAGAGAGGCCCAGCUGCGGAGGUGAUGUCAGAGACUGGCCAAGGCUUUGCGGACUGAGCCCCCUAGGAGGUGGGAGGCUGCCCCCCCCCGCCAGCCCCUUUCCCUGCUCUAGCCCUGUGCCGCCCACCCAGUGCCUUGCCGAAGACCGUGGCCAGCCCUUCUCUGAGCCCUGAUGUAUGCCUCCUGCUCUCCCUGGGUUGGAAAGGGGAGCACUCACAGCACAGGGCAAGGAGGGGCCUGAAGGCACCGGAAGAAAUGGAGCAAAUGGGCCGCAGGCCCGAGGAGCCUGGGCAGCUGCCAGUGCAGGACAUAGGGUUGGUGUGGGUUUACAUGACCAGGAUGGCCCACCCAGCACCGCAGCCGUGGGCCUGUGGGCUUCCUGUCCCCAUUAGAGAGAUGGGGCUGCAGGAGUGUGUGUGUGAGUGUAUCUUACGGGGCUGGGGUGGCGGGAGUUUGGGUGAAGGACUCUGCUCCAGGGGUCACCUCCUCCUGCUCUCAGGCCUGGCCUUUCUCUUUCUGGACCCCCCAUGCUAGUCUCUGAGACUUGGAGGACUCCAGCCCAUUGCAGUGUGGGGCUCCGGGAUGCCUCUCACCUCCCUGCCUGUCCUCUAUCCCUGCCUGGCUCUGGGCCGGGCUCCUGCACUCCUGAGGCCCAGCAUGGAAGAAGCCCUGCUGAGCUGGCUCCGUUCCUCCUCCCGGAACCCCGUCCUGUCUUUCCUUGCCCAGGGUCCCCUUCCUGUGCCAAGCAGACCCCUGUCAGUCUGGCUCAGCCUCACACCCUGCCCCACUUCUGCCAUGGCUCCUGUCAGGAACCGGAGGAAGUUGUGAAGGAGAAAGAAAUGCAAGAACCAAGGGCUCCCGAAUCCUGGGAAGAGGCUGCACACUGGACCUUUGGCACUGGAUGAGCCAAUAAACUAAACUCUUGACACCUCAUAUAUUUUGGCUUUUGUA
Fukomys damarensis (Damara mole-rat) is the source of this 1890-nucleotide messenger RNA. It is a transcript of the gene Reep2, whose product is annotated as receptor accessory protein 2. Gene Ontology annotation, molecular function: taste receptor binding; microtubule binding. Gene Ontology annotation, cellular component: cytoplasmic microtubule; endoplasmic reticulum tubular network; endoplasmic reticulum membrane. The transcript is spliced from 8 exons. Gene Ontology annotation, biological process: endoplasmic reticulum tubular network organization. The coding region runs from base 49 to 801 and encodes 250 amino acids. NCBI's taxonomy places the organism in Eukaryota, Metazoa, Chordata, Mammalia, Rodentia, Bathyergidae. The record is from RefSeq and is a predicted model, not a curated record.